Molecule: messenger RNA, 306 nt
Organism: Symbiodinium pilosum
Lineage: Eukaryota; Dinophyceae; Suessiales; Symbiodiniaceae
Source: the annotation of a GenBank genome assembly
AUGGAUGCUUUGAAUGAGCAGUCCUCUGAAAUACGGCUGACAAGCUUUGCGGUUGUAGUCGAGAAUCCAAGCGAUUGGAAUAAUUUGGACAGAAUUCUCAAAGCAUGUGGGGUCUUCAAUGUCGUGGACAUUCGCUUCAUCCGAGAGACGACGAAGCCACAGGAUCCUCGAUGUCAGAAAUGUUUGGAUUUGGGCCAGCGUCCAGAUGGGAGUGGUUACCGGAUCUGGCCGAGCACGGCGCUGUGUUCGCAGGAGCUGAUUGCUGAAGGUUUCCUCUCCAUGGCAACAGCAUUGGAUGAGUCCAGU